UGGUGAGAAUGGACGCAGAGAAGAACCACCAUCGCUCCAAGAAACUGAGCACUUUGGAGAAGGGCCUGAUAUUUCUCUUCGUGGCUGUUACCGCAAUCUGCAUUGCUCUUAUGGUCAUCUACUUCACUGACAAAUCUGACUCGUCUACCGAAGAAGGAGUGGACUCAGGGUGUGGCGGUCCUCAGGAGCUGUCGGGAGAGUCGGGCACCUUCACCAGCUGGAAUUACCCCAGUAGCUAUGACAACGGCAAGAGCUGCGCCUGGCACAUCACUGUGAACCCCGGCAAGGUGAUCCAUCUGUGGUUUGAAGAGUUUGCUUUGGAGGACACCCAACUCUGCACAGCAGACGCUGUCACACUCAGAGACUCGCUGGGAGUCAUCGGAAAAUAUUGUGGCUAUACCAUGCCUAAGCCGGUGGUGUCACUGGAAAACCACAUGAUGGUCUACUUUGACACAAAUGAAAGAAAGACAGACCAAGGAUUCAAGGCUCAUUAUAAAGCUGUGGCUCCGGAAAGCACAUCAGAAAUAGCAGGAGCCGGCGGCUUUCUGCAAGGUGACCAGGGGAUCUGCUGA
This is a messenger RNA of Thalassophryne amazonica, 572 nucleotides long. Its product is annotated as procollagen C-endopeptidase enhancer 1-like. Bases 9 to 572 code for a protein of 187 amino acids. The record is from RefSeq and is a predicted model, not a curated record. The transcript has 5 exons. Lineage: Eukaryota; Metazoa; Chordata; Actinopteri; Batrachoidiformes; Batrachoididae.